This is a messenger RNA of Procambarus clarkii (red swamp crayfish), 644 nucleotides long. The record is from RefSeq and is a predicted model, not a curated record. Lineage: Eukaryota; Metazoa; Arthropoda; Malacostraca; Decapoda; Cambaridae.
CACAUGGGAAUGGUUCGGUGGCUGCCUCGAGGCUUCACACAAGGUUACUUGGGGCAGGAGUCGACCAGCAGUUGGCAGAGCACUCUACUUCCUUACUCAGGCUGUACCUUCUUAUUGACGCAGACGUCGUUUUCGGCAAUAACCAUGAGCGACGUUCAAGACGCCACCACCAACCCUCCCGCUGCUCCUGGCUCUGGCCAUGUCCCGAGGCGUGAGACUCAAAGGGAGGGGCACUCCAUCCCCCUCUACCACCUCCCUAAGAGAGGGACUUGUCCUAGUUGUAAGGUUGGGGACUUGUCCCGGGACUACAACCUGUGGCGCAGGUGUUCGGUUCUUCUGCUCUUGCCGGACUGCCUGCUAGACUGCUGCUUCAGCCAGGAGCAACGCUGUCCCGUAUGUGAAUACGUGGCUCCCGUUCAGUAGUGGACCUGGACUGACCCGAGGGUGGCUUCCCAAAUGAAGUAAUAUUUACUUCAUGGGGCCCAUAGGGACCCGAGGGGAGAAAAAAAUAAAAUGAAUUUUAAUUGACAGUAUUUUAGAAUGCGAAAUUUAAUGCUGGAUACUACCAGCCCUUGACAAAAUUUUUAAACUUUUUAGACUUAUUUUGGUGUAAGUAGAUUUCUAAUAUACUUUAUUAAAAUUUA